Messenger RNA from Cynara cardunculus var. scolymus (artichoke), 2598 nucleotides. Its product is annotated as pentatricopeptide repeat-containing protein At2g17210. NCBI's taxonomy places the organism in Eukaryota, Viridiplantae, Streptophyta, Magnoliopsida, Asterales, Asteraceae. Bases 1 to 2226 code for a protein of 741 amino acids. Gene Ontology annotation, biological process: RNA modification. The transcript has a single exon. The record is from RefSeq and is a predicted model, not a curated record. Gene Ontology annotation, molecular function: protein binding; RNA binding.
AUGCAUUAUCUAUCGAGUUCAAAACUUUCCGAUUUGGUUUCAAAGAUCAAAGAGUCAUCGUUUAAUGGAAGAUGGCAACAAGUAUUAUCGUUAUGCAAUGAAUUGAACAAAUCAGGAGGACUUCAAUUGACCCAACCUUCAUUGUUCCAUCCCAUUUUAAAGGCCUGUGCUGCAAUAUCUUUGAACCAUGGGAAGUCCCUUCAUGCAUCUGUGAUUAAACUUGGAGUUGAAUCAUGCACAUCUAUCGGAAAUUCGAUCAUGGAUUUGUAUGCAAAAGCUGGGCAAAUGGGUUCAACAUUCAGUGUCUUUGGUUGCAUGACGAUCAAGGAUUCUGUUUCAUGGAAUAUUUUAAUUUCUGGGCAUCUUCAUCAUGGUGAUAUGGAUAGAGGGAUUUGUUUGUUUAUGCAGGCUAGAGCAACAGGAUUUGCACCCAAUAUCUCCACUUUAGUACUUGUAAUUCAAACAAUUCGCAAUCUUGGAGCUUUACGUGAAGGACAGAAAAUGCAUGGUUAUAUGAUCAAGACUCGGUUUUUAGCCACCUCAUCGGUCCAAAACUCUCUCUUGUCCAUGUACGCAGAUAUGGCUAUGGAGUUCGCACGCAAGCUGUUCGAUGAAAUGUCUAACAGAGAUAUGAUUACUUGGAGUAUCAUGAUUUCAGGCUAUGUUAAAGAUAACGAAUCGUGUGUUGCUUUGGGGGUUUUUCGGGAAAUGUUAUCACAUUUGAGAACCGAAGUAGAUGGCCAAACAACAGUAAGUGCACUCAAAGCCUGCACCAAUUUAAACAAUCUUAUUACAGGAAGAAUGUUACAUGGAUUUAUCUUUCAUAGAGGUUUUGGGUUCGAUUUGUUUAUAGGGAACUCUUUAAUUGAUAUGUACUCCAAAUGCAACGAUCCCGAUUCCGCGUUACAAGCUUGGAGAGAAAUCCCUCUAAAAAACAUCGUUUCUUGGAAUUCUCUUUUAUCUGGAUUUGUUUCUAAUCACAAGCAUUCUGAAGCUCUUCAUCUUUUCGAUUCAAUGCAAAAGGUCGGAGUGGAGCCUGAUACAGUCACAUUGGUGAACCUCCUACAAGUAUGCAAACAUUUUGCAGAUCCACUUCUUUGCAAAGGCAUUCAUACUGUGAUAAUCCGACAAAACUACGAGUUAAACGAGUUGGUGAUUAAUACUCUAAUCGAUGUGUAUGCAAAGUGUAAUCUUAUAAAUUGGGCACAAAAACUUUUCAGUUGGAUCAAGAUUCGCGAUACUAUUACUUGGAGCACAAUGAUUGCAGCUUUCACAUAUUGUGGCUUGCCCGAUGAAUCAAUUGGAAUCUACCAGAAAAUGAUCGACGCACGAGAGAAACCCAAUGCCAUUACUAUAUUAAAUCUCAUCGAAGCCUGCUCCUUUGAUGCAGAACUAAAAAGACCAAAAUCGGCACAUGGGAUUGCCAUCAGAAGAGGCUUUGCAUCAGAUGCAAUCGUUGGGACUGCCAUUUUGGAUACGUACGCCAAAUAUGGCGAUAUAAUUACCGCAAAGAAGGCUUUCCACCAGAUUUCUAAUAAAAACGUUAUAUCAUACAGUGCCAUGAUUGCAGCAUAUGGUAUGAACGGUCUUGCUCGUGAUGCCCUAAGUUUGCUCGAUGAAAUGGAAACACGUGGUCUAAAGCCUAACUCCGUGACAAUACUCUCUGUAUUAUCAGCAUGCAGCCAUGGUGGUUUGAUUGAUAAAGGACUGUCGUUUUUCCAAAAGUUGAUCGAAACCCAAGAUUUCAAACCGAAUCUUGAACAUUACUCCUGUUUGAUAGAUUUAUUAAGUCGGUGUGGGAAACUUGAUCUUGGAACAGAACUGAUCAAGAAACUGGCAAAACAACAUAAAGCUGGCGCGAGUGCGUGGGGAGCCUUACUGAGUGGCUGCAGGAUAAGCUACAACGGAAACAAAGAAAUCAACGAGAAAGUGGUUUCUCGUGUUCUUGAACUGGAGCCAAAUAACUCGAGUGGUUACAUGCUUGCAUCAAGCGUGUUCGCUGCAAGGGGUUUGUGGGAGGAUGCUGCACGGAUUCGAGCCUUGGUAAGAGAGAAACAUGUUAAAAUUGUGGCCGGCAAUAGUAUGGUACAUGUAAACAACAAGUGUUAUAGGUUCGUUGCAGGAGAUAGAAAUCAGUUUUUGUCAAACGAAAUACGGACAACCAUUGAGGAAUUACACAAGUGUAUGAAGAUGAAAAAAUCUUGGAUGGAGUCCUAUUUGGUUUAGAUAGUGUCGGUUCUUGCAUAUAUACAGGUUUGAUGGUCUGAGUACGGCCGAUGUGGCACUUUCCUGCACCACCAGAUGGUCCAAACCUGCCUUUCCAACUGUAGCUGAUAGAGAGCUGUUAAAUAGCAAGAAAGCAAGAAAAGGAUGGAGUCAAGUUUCUAGCCUUUUGUUGCAAUGAUCACAGGUGGGCAUCUUUUAUUUCCUUGGUUCACUGCUUACUUUGAAAGAAUCCCACAUUAUGCAUGAUUUGAGGGGUUUUUGAACCAUUUAAAACCCCCUUAAACUAACAUCAUACUUGCUACAAAUCAUGGUGUAUAUGUAUAGAUACACAUUGUGCAUGAUUUCAGGUGUUCUUCAACCAUUUGAAACCAU